GCCGCGCUCCCCCCCCGCGCCGCUGCGCUCCCCGCCUGCGCUGCGCGUCGGAACAUGGCGGCGGCGAGGGACUGAGCAGCCCCAGCGCCCGGCGGCCGCGCAGAUGCUUCCUUCCCCCAUCUCCCAUCCCACAAAGAGAUGAGCUUUUGGUGAGGUCCUGCCCAGCCAAGGGUGAGGUUUUGCUAUGCCGCAGAGUUUGUGCUGCCUUGGCUGUCUUGUAGCAGUGAUGGGGAACUAGAGCCCAUGACAGCCCCCUGGAGCCCUUGGCACGUUUGAGAUCUUGGCACUUCAGUUCCCUCCAGCAAGCCCGCCCCGGGAGCAGCAGGUGAUAGAAUGCGGAAGCCAGGCCCUCAGAAAGCCAUAGACUGGAAGGAUGGUAAAAAGCACAAGCACAGCCGCCCCGCAGAGGCCCCCGCCCAGUACCAAGGUCACUUCACCUGGGAGAAAUACCUGAAAGAGACCUGUGCCAUCCCAGCUCCUGCCCAUUGCUUCAAGCAGUCAUACACUCCACCUGCCAACGAGUUCAAGAUCAGCAUGAAGCUGGAGGCCCAGGACCCGCGGAACACCACCUCCACCUGCAUCGCCACCGUGGUGGGGCUGACGGGCGCGCGCCUGCGCCUGCGCCUGGACGGCAGCGACAACAAGAACGACUUCUGGAGGCUGGUGGACUCUGCUGAGAUCCAGCCCAUAGGCAACUGUGAGAAGAAUGGGGGCAUGCUGCAGCCUCCUCUUGGCUUCCGCCUGAACGCCUCCUCCUGGCCCAUGUUCCUCCUGAAGACUCUGAACGGAGCAGAGAUGGCUCCCGUCAGGAUUUUCCACAAGGAACCACCAUCCCCAUCCCAAAACUUCUUCAAGACAGGUAUGAAGCUGGAGGCAGUGGACAGGAAGAAUCCUCACUUCAUCUGCCCGGCCACCAUUGGGGAGGUGAGAGGCUCUGAGGUGCUGAUCACCUUUGAUGGCUGGAGAGGUGCCUUCGAUUACUGGUGCCGGUAUGACUCCCGGGACAUCUUUCCCGUAGGCUGGUGCUCGCUGACGGCAGAUAACCUGCAGCCCCCUGGGACCAAAGUUGUGAUCCCAAAGAGCCCUUUGCCUGCUUCCGAAGGGAGCUCGGAGAAGCCAGGCAUGCACAGCAGCACCAAGGCUGCCCUGGGGCACCAGCAGGGCCAAAAGCGCCGCAAGGCAGGGAAGAAGCGUGGCCGAGCCACCAAAGCACUAAUCCACCACCCCAUGCCUGCACCCAGCAAGUCGGUGGAGCCUUUGAAGUUCCCCAGGAAGAGAGGCCCCAAGCCUGGCAGCAAGAGGAAACCCAGGACGCUGCUGAACCCAGCACCCACCUCUCCCACCACCAGCACCCCAGAACCAGACACAAGCACUGUGCCCCAGGACGCUGCUACAAUCCCCAGCUCUGCCAUGCAGGCUCCCACAGUCUGCAUUUACUUGAACAAGAGUGGCAGCACUGGGCCCCACCUGGACAAGAAGAAGGUUCAGCAGCUGCCUGACCACUUCGGCCCCGCUCGCGCCUCGGUCGUGCUGCAGCAGGCAGUGCAGGCCUGCAUCGACUGCGCCUACCAGCAGAAGACUGUGUUCAGCUUCCUGAAGCAGGGCCACGGGGGAGAGGUCAUCUCAGCUGUGUUCGACCGGGAGCAGCACACUCUGAACCUGCCGGCGGUGAACAGCAUCAGCUACGUCCUGCGCUUCCUGGAGAAGCUCUGCCACAGCCUGCGCAGCGACAACCUCUUCGGCAGCCAACCCUUCUCCCACCGCUGCCACAUGCAGCGCCCGCACCCCUACGGCCACGACAGGUAUCUACCAGACAGAAGCAGCUCCUUAGACGGCUCUCUGCAGGGACCUGCCCGGGGUGCCAAGCGCUAUUCCCACGAGUCCCCUCCAUACACUGCUCCUCUCUCCCCCAAGUUACCAAAGAGUGACCGGCACCCCCUGGAAGGUGAAACCUUUGUCCUGGGAGAUGGCCUCCCGGGGCCCCUGGAGCCUCGCCUGGACCCCCUGGACUCUGCCUUGAACUCUGUGCAUGCAUCCAGCCGCAGCAGGAGCUGCAGAGACCUCCAGCUGCAGGGGUACAGGCAGCAGCCCCCGAGCCGCAGCCCGGGCGCGGCCGCUGCCCUGCGCAGCCUGAGCUCCGCGGGCUCCGAGCGCUACCUUGGCUCCCGGGACGCGCCCAGGCUGGGCGGCAGAGACCCCUCCUGCUGGACGGUGGAGGAGGUGAUGCAGUUCAUCCGGCAGGCAGACCCCCAGCUGGGACCCCACGCAGACCUCUUCCGCAAGCACGAGAUCGACGGGAAGGCUCUGCUGCUGCUGCGCAGCGACAUGAUGAUGAAGUACAUGGGGCUGAAGCUGGGCCCGGCGCUGAAGCUCUCCUACCACAUCGACAGGCUAAAGCAAGGCAAGUUCUGAGCGCAGCCCGCGGCGCCCUCCGGCCCCGCCGCUCGCCAGCCUCGCCCGCGGCCCCACGGGGAGCAGCCUGGCACGGCUGCCCCCGCGCCUGGCACCGGACUCAAGCCGUGGCCCCUGUCGGAAGCGGAGGGUCUGCCCCUGCUGCCCAGCAGGAGCUGCUCCUGGGGGUCCUGCUCCUGGGGCGGGCAGCGGCUCUGGGCACAGCCCGCGGGCACUGGGUGCCCCCUCUGCCCCCCACCCCCCCGCUGCGGCUCCCGGCCCCUCGCAAGGGCAGGGUGGGGGCUGGGCGCUUUGUGCUUCACUGGGCAGCGCAGCUGGGAGGGCACAGCGCCCCCGGGCCGCACUCGGACCCAGCAGCACCAUGCCAGGCUCCGAGCGGCAGCUGCCCCUGCCCUGUCUUCCACUGCCAGGGCUGCCCAGCCCUGGCCACCCACCCCCGAGCCCUGCCUGCCCUCGGCCCCAGCAGCUGCCAGGCUGCAGCCCUCGAGCUCGUCGCCGACUGUGGAGGCCAUGCCAGGGGCAGCCGCGGGGAGCCAGGGAGGGUGGCUGGGCCUGGUGCCACUGCUGGGGCUGCUGUGCCCACGGCACUGCUGGGGCUGCUGUGCCCACGGCACUGCUGGGGCUGCUGUACCCACGGCAC
Messenger RNA from Pogoniulus pusillus (Red-fronted tinkerbird), 3052 nucleotides. It is a transcript of the gene SCMH1, whose product is annotated as Scm polycomb group protein homolog 1. Gene Ontology annotation, cellular component: nucleus. The transcript has 17 exons. NCBI's taxonomy places the organism in Eukaryota, Metazoa, Chordata, Aves, Piciformes, Lybiidae. The coding region runs from base 334 to 2412 and encodes 692 amino acids. Gene Ontology annotation, molecular function: chromatin binding; histone binding. Gene Ontology annotation, biological process: negative regulation of DNA-templated transcription. The record is from RefSeq and is a predicted model, not a curated record.